GCAGGGAACCAACAGCGCGAGAGCCCAGGAAGUCUCGAGUUUGGCUGGCGGUUAAAACUAGGCUCCUCUCCGCUAUGGACAGCCGUCCCCCUUGCGACUUGGCCGGGCAGCUCGACCCCAGGAUGUCUCAGGAAGCGAGCGACGUUGUACGCGACCCGUCUGAAGUAGCGUUGGCAGCCCGCAAGCGAGACGUGUCAUUCUACCUGGUCCUCGUCUUCGCUGUCGGACCCAUCUGGUCGAUUGUUCCUCUGUCAUGGGCGUAUGUUGUCUACAACUUAUGGUCUGGAAGGGUAUGGUUCCUGUCCUGGCACGAAGCGGCCGCCUUCGGUGCGGCUGUAUGCGAGGCGUUCUUCAGCAUAUAUUACUAUCAGUUGUCAAGAUACGUCUCUGGUCCUUCCCCACUUCCGGCUGGGAAUCUCGUCGAGCUCCAGGCCGCCUUCUCUCGUGUUCUGCAAGCAGGCCUGGCCUCCCUUCCCGAGGAUGGAUUCGACGAGGAGACAUUGGAAGACGAGCGGCCUGGCAGUCCAGCGGAAGCUUUGACCAAGCUUGAAUACAGCGACCCUCGAGCGAUUGAUUUCCGUAACUGCUUACGGAUUUGGUUUGGCAAAGCUCCCUGGUCCCAGAUCCACACUCAGGAAGUCUAUGCAUGGUUAUAUUGGUCCAUAUUCAACGAGGCCCUGCCCCCGUUGGAUAGCCUAUCACCUGCACAGCGUGCCGCCCUUGACGAUGCCCUGAAUAUGAUCGAGAUGCGCACUGGCUCUACGAUUCCUCGCGGAUCAAACCCUGAUAUCAAGCCCAUUCUUCUGACAUUGGACCCUGUCAACGUCUCGUUUCGUCCGCUAGUCUGGUACCUGUUCGUAACGGCUGCCAAUUACAGUAUACGGAAAUGGUGCCAGUACGGAUGGGGAGCUCAGUUCGGGCGAUACAAGAAUAUGGAGUAUAUGGUCCGCGUACCCGAAGGGUGGAGCCCAGCGACUGGUCCCCAUCCUAUCGUCUUCCUGCACGGACUUGGUCUCGGUCUGACCCAAUACAAGCUCUUCCUGACCCAUUUGCACGAGACGUUCCCUGACCGGCCUCUGCUCGUUCCCCUGCAACCACAAAUUAGCCAAGAUAUAUUCCACCCCCGGUUCCUGAAACCCAUGGGUCGACAUGAGAUGGCUGACACGCUUGCCGAGCUGUUGAAGAGCUUGAACUGGGUUCGGGAUGUCAGCAAUGAGGAUAGUGACAGCGAGAAGGAAACCUCAGACGAGGAGAGAAGUAAAGGUAUCACCCUUCUGAGCCAUUCCAAUGGAUCAUACGUGCAUGGUUGGAUGCUCAAGUCGCAUCCUGAGAUGGUCUACCGAUCCUGCUUCGUAGAUCCCGUCACAUUCUGCUCAUGGGAGGGCGACGUCUGCUACAAUUUCCUAUACCGUCCCUGCUCCAACGGUCUCGAGUUGAUAAUGCGGUAUUUCGUAGGCACUGAACUUGGCGUUGCAAACCUGCUGCAGCGGCAUUUCGACUGGUCCUCCAACUCGCUUUGGUACGAAGAGAUACCCAAUGCGCGUGACCCCGCUCGGACCAUGUUCCUUCUCGGUGGGAAGGACGCCAUAGUUAAUGCUGAGCGAGUGAAACGAUACCUGCGCUCUCACGGAAUCCGCAAGGGUCUAUGGUACGAUCCGAAAGGAAGGCACGGGCAGGCUUUACUCGCGGGCGGCGAGGGACACGCGGAGAUCCUUCGCUGGCUGCGACAAUAACGAUCUGACGCGACUAUCCGAUGUUAUCGAGUUUGCUCUGGCACAUUACCGUAGACGUACAACACUAUCGGGAUUUUGUAGUUACAUCUAUACCACUAAUGUUACACAAGUAAUUUAUCCUGUAUCUUGCUUUUGAACAUGUACUGGCGUGUGGGCGUUCGGGUCCUCAGUGGAUGUACAGAGCUCCGAAGGUGUUUGCAG
Molecule: messenger RNA, 1934 nt
Organism: Gloeophyllum trabeum ATCC 11539
Lineage: Eukaryota; Fungi; Basidiomycota; Agaricomycetes; Gloeophyllales; Gloeophyllaceae
Exons: 8
Coding region: 75-1733 (552 amino acids)
Source: RefSeq, a predicted model, not a curated record